AAGUCCCGAUUCUGCACGCAGUUCCUGUAAAGCUAGAAGAUUGAUUUACGGUUCGUAAUGUAAAUGUUUCAAGUGAAAUAGAAAUACAACUCAAGACAGGAACCCUAGAAAUACUACCCGAAAUAGCCGGGUCUCUCAACAUUUCAUCUGGAAUUUUAAUUUUAUUUCCUGCAGAUAUAGGAAGAGAAAAUCAUCAAAAUCAUUUUAAGCAAUGGCAACAUCCAGCGGGAGCCACGUAAGUGGUGCCUACCCGAAGGGGUUCCCGGAGGCGGCACUCUCCAAGAUCGCGCAUGGACACGGUAAAGGAUCAGGAAUGAGGCCGCACUCGUCGUUAUCGUUUAUUCGUUCACAAUGCCUUGCGAUACUAGUUUCGUACCUCUCCAGUCGUGGUUCACUUGUGGUUUGCUGUUGUGCAUGACGACCCCCGAGGGAUGAAACAAUCUUCAAAAACGAACUUUACAGAGGAAGUUCUGCAGCUCCUGCAGCAGUACGCUAACGCGGCCGACCCGCUCGCACAGAAGGAAGCGAUCGAGGGGCUCGCCGCCUACGUCUUGUCUCCAUCGAAACUCGCACGCGUUCUCGAUCUGGCGCUGCUGGAGAGGAUCUACGAGAUUUUCCGGAGCCACCAUGUCGAUGAACAGGAGAAAUCUGGCACUGCAGAGAAGCGUCCCAGUCUCGACGGGCCGCUCUUCGGAGACCUGGAGUCCGCACUGGAGACGCGAAAAAAGGAGCUGGUGUUGCUCCGCCGCUACUACGCGCCGACUUCGCCCUCGCCCCCCAAAGUCCUGCCGGGCGGGAUGAAAAAUGUGAAGAAGGAAUACGUGCUACCCGACGAAGCGUCGCCGCUGAACUUCUCCCCCUCGAGUAAGAACAAAAUGAACCCGAAGUCGUCCAGUCCCUCGCUCGGCCUCGCGAAGGACCGGUCGGUGUCGCCAAAAGGGAGGCUCGGACCGGUCACCGGGUUGGGUUCAAAGCAGCAGCAGGGGUUACCCUUGGAGAUGAAGGUGAGCGGACUGAAAAGUCGGGGGGACACCUGGGGAAGUGAGCACGCUGCCAUCCGGAUCAACCAUCCAAGGUUUUUUUGAGAAUUUUUUUCUGUGAGGAACAAUUUGUGUCUCCAGCUAGCUUAAAAAGUACAUAGUGAAACGAAGCGCAACUGUAUGCUAUGAAGAAGAUGAAGGGUCAUUUCUAAGCACUCGCAACUGCACUAGCCUGAUUUGCUUUUCACAUAAUUUCCGGUACAACUGCAAAUCUGAAAACAGCACGAAGCAGUACGCCCCGGUGUACUACGUGCCGACGCGGAGCGGUGCCAACAACUAUGUGAAAAAUCCCCGGGAACCAAAGCCGCACCACGUGACUACGAUGAAACACAGUAAUUCCCGGCCGGGAGGUUUUCCUCUCGGGGGCGCGGCCAACAAAUCACCGUCCUCGUCCAGUCUCGUCCCGCACCACAGUAGCAAGUCCUCGCCGUCCCCGAAACGACCACACAACGCGAAUGCCCACAGUGCGGUCGCGGCCAUGGGAAUGAUGGACACACUGCAGGUGUCGCAGAUGAGCAACGACGGUGUAAAAGUGGCGGAAGCUUACCCGCUCGCGUCAAGCAGCCAGUUGGACCAGGUGGACGGAAAACACAAAUCACUGACUACCCUGAAGCCGCGGCAUUCCCAGCCGGGGAAGUACACGCUGCUCUAUCGCGAAGAGGAUAUCAUCCGAAUUCACCAAAACUACUUCCCCUCGUUCACAUGAAUAUAAUUAUAAUUUAUUUCUCAUGCUGCAAAAUUUCAAAUCUAGCUCCCUGUGCCAUUGUUUCUUACUACUCUUGUAUUGCGCAUGAUUAGAUUUCGGAAAGAACCGAAACAGCACUAGAAUCUUGUGUGAAUUCGUCAGGCAAGUAAAAUUGUAUCCUGCCAGCGGUGCUCUUGGGGGAGUUCUUUUGGAGCACGGUCAUACAGGAGCUUGCGCGGGCACAUCAACAGGGCAAGGUGAGCAACAUCCCGCAGGACGUAUCCUGUGCAAAGGUAUCGUACUCGGUAGUUACUUACAUUAAUUGCAAUCUGGCCAGGAAAAUGUUGAUGUUUCAUGAUCCCUGAUUGGUAAUCAAUCGUUGCAAAUUAAGAUUUUACUUUUCCAGCUCCAGCACCAUCGGACAAAAUGAAAAUUUGUGAGUGUGAUGCAGGUAGUAGGUACUGACUUGUGCGAUACUUGUGCAAUGCAUAGGACGCAGAUGCAAACCAGUACAGCCUGGGAACCCUAGCCGCGCACUUCAACGAAGAUACCACCCGGUGGCUAGUGGAGCAGGGGUUUACCAAACAAAAAGCCCCGGGGGCAGCGUCGGCCUCCGGGGGAGCGGCGGCGGGGGGUGGUCAGCAGCAGCAGCAUGCGACAGGGACGAAUGAGGAGGAGGGGGCACCGACUGCCACGACAGCGGGGAAGAACAUAUGCGUUGCAAAAGUGAAGUGAUGUCGCCUUACGCUGUGCAUUUUUGCACGACAAACUUCUCAAAAAGAAGAAAAGGAAUUUGUGAUGUGGAUUCAGGCAAAGCAUAAGCAAAUACAUAGAAACAACAACAAGCAGAUGCGGUAGAUCUAUCAUGCCAAACUGCAAUAUGUACUAUGUGUGCGAAGAUAUUACUUGUGUUGCAAUGUCGAUAGAACAAAAAGUUCGAUAUUUUCCAAGACACAGUUGACCUGAUGCUCGCAGCCACCGCUGCGACGGAGAAAAGUGCGGCAGAACUGGUGCUAAACAACUCACCGCCGUUGGCAGCCAGCGCAUCGACUGCAGGAAAUAAAUCCGGGAAGAAGUAAAGAGCAAGUCCGAGGCCCUCCAAUAUGAAGCAUGUGUACUAGUUCUUUCCUCCAUUCAAAAAAUUCAACUUAUUUCACAAAUUUACAAACGGUACUGUCUAACGGGCUUUUCUUGCUGUUGGCAGAGCUUCUACCACUCCUACUUAUGUGCUUCCUGAUGACAGACAUCGCCAAAAAGAUGUUCACCUGUGCUCGGGGGCUUUGCUGCUCCUUGAAUGAGGUUUCAGUUUCACGCUGACCGUGAAAUCAAAAUACUGGCUCCGCUUCAUUCUCUUCUUUGCGUAUAAUGUCAUACGUAUGUUGGCCCCCGUGCUAAAUCUAAAACAUCCAGAAUUCCGAAAGCAACCCGCGCUUGAUGUUAAGGAGGAGUUUUUGCUAUAUUUAGUGAAAUAUGCAAAAAAUAUCCCAACCCAUAUUUCUACGAAAUGCGCAGGCACGAUACUGGUUAGAAUACAAGUGCCGCGCUAUUGUAUCUUCGCUUUGCUUUCUCUGUUUCCUCACUCUUGUCCCUUCUCAGGCCCCGGCCGCUCGCUGCGCGGCGGACCGGAUAAAUUUUUGCUCUUGGGGUUUCAUCAUGUUGAACUGAAAAUACAGGCCAGCUACUGGUCGGCUAUUGCUGGAAGUUUCAUAUUUUCAGCGAUAGCAGACCAGUAACUGACCUGUAUGCUCAGUUGCUUGCAAGCGUUGUCCUUUUCGUGUGGUUUGCAAGUAAAUUUGUGGAACCGCUGACAAAGUAGGGACGCCCCUCCUGGCCGUGUAGUGCAAUAAGUGAUCGCCAUGCAGUGGUCGCGAUAGAAGUGGGCUACCGCUCUCGUUACUGGUGCACUAGUACACGGGCACGGCAGUGCUGCGCGUCGGCUACUUUGCUCGCCUACCGUAAUUACAGGUCGAGAUAUUUUCUGCAUAUGAUUUUAAAUAUAGCAAGAACUCAUCUUUAAUGAUGCUUUUUGCUAGUAGUAGGAGAUGCAGCCGCAAGAAGACGAGGAAGAGGAAGAGCACCGGUAGACAUUUUAUGUAGCGCUUUCUGAUGAAGACCUAGGAAUAGGCUACAAGCAUCUUCAAAAUUAUGCGUGUUUCUAGGUAUGCAUAUUCUUGAUUGCUUGUUCUAGGCUGAUGUGAAUACAAUAAUGUCUUUCCACAAAUGUACCCAACGUUGUGAUGAAUGUUUCGUCUCCAGUUUGAGUUUGCAAGCAGGCAAGAAUGGCCAUGAAUAAUAAAUUCACCUUGGUUCCCGACCUCGAGGACCUUGCAUCAAUGGCCGCUCCUGACGAGCUAUUGAUCUUUCACGAAGAGGAAACACUGAUGCACUUACGGUUCCUUGGAAUCAAAAAUCAAAGUAAGGAUUAUAGAAGCGCCAGCCAUCGAAAGAUUGAUAAGAUUCUCGAACUGAACAGACCGGAGAGCCUGUAAGCAAGUCGGUUCGUUGUUGCUGAAUAAGG
Messenger RNA from Amoebophrya sp. A120, 4243 nucleotides. NCBI's taxonomy places the organism in Eukaryota, Dinophyceae, Syndiniales, Amoebophryaceae. The record is from the annotation of a GenBank genome assembly.